CACUAUCCGGCAAUUUUAUUGGUUGUCACAUUGCAUCACAUGACCGAUGAAACCAGGAAGUAUUUUGGUUCCACAACGCGGAAGCGUAUAUUUUACAGAACCUGAAACUGUUUUAGGAGAAAACCUUGUUAACGAGCAGCAACAAGGUAGACCGGGUCACUCCACCACUGCCCACCCGAUCCGGUUCUUCCCACCGGUAGUUUGGCGUCUGACCUCUCUCACCAUCAGUGCCUGUGUCUCCAGACUCGGCUUUCAUCUUUGCACCUCGUUCGCCUGUUUAUUUCAGCCCAUCUCAUCCAUAACAACCUCUGUCUCUGUCAAUGGCUGGGCGCGGUGGAGGAUCAACCAGGCCCAAUGGUGCCGCAGCAGCAAACAAAAUCUGCCAAUUCAAACUGGUGCUGCUGGGGGAGUCAGCGGUGGGCAAGUCCAGCUUAGUGCUGCGCUUUGUCAAAGGCCAGUUUCAUGAGUUCCAGGAGAGUACCAUUGGUGCCGCCUUCCUCACUCAGACCGUCUGUCUGGACGACACCACUGUGAAGUUUGAGAUCUGGGACACAGCGGGUCAAGAGCGCUACCACAGCCUAGCUCCAAUGUACUACAGAGGCGCUCAGGCGGCCAUCGUGGUCUACGACAUUACCAACACAGAUACUUUUGCACGAGCCAAGAACUGGGUGAAGGAGCUGCAGAGACAAGCCAGUCCCAACAUAGUGAUCGCUCUGGCUGGAAACAAGGCGGACAUCGCAAACAAGAGAGCUGUAGACCUUCAGGAGGCACAAACGUACGCUGAUGACAACAGUCUGCUCUUCAUGGAGACCUCAGCCAAGACUGCCAUGAAUGUCAAUGAAAUUUUCAUGGCUAUUGCAAAGAAGCUACCGAAGAGCGACCCCCAGGGGGGAGCUGGACAAGGUGGGCGGACCAAGACAGGAGUGGAUCUACAAGAAGCUGCUCCUCAGAGCCGCAGCAGCCAGUGCUGCGGCGGCGGCAAUUAGCAAGUACAAAACAAUGAACUUAGAGGGCGAGCCCUGAACAUCGUUUUAAGGACAGCACGUAGCUAAAACCCAGAGAGGCAGGAGAGGGCAGAGCCACUCGCCGCCCCUGCACUUAAACUGAGAUUACAGAUGAGAUUAUCUGGAUCCACUUUGAUUAAAGAAUCAUAAGCUAGAGGGAAUUACCAAGAUCCCUCACUACUUCUCCUCUGUCUUUCCCCCCCCGUGUAUCUAUCUAUCUACCUCCCUGUUCAUCUUCAGCCUCUGUCUCAGUUGAUUGAAUUCUGUCAUAAAUGAAUUUCUUUGAAUGGUGAUGCUGAGGUUGUUUGCCUUUUCCCCUAUUUGUUUGAGUGUGUGUGUGUCUAUGGUAUGUACUGUGUGUGUAUGUAUAAAGUACAUACACACACGUACUGUAUAUUGGCAGUUUACUUUUCUACUCUUGUCAUUUCCCUCUACAUUGAUCAUCAUUAUAAAAGAUACAAAUGCCCAACUACUAAUGCUUAACUAAAUUAAUGUUGUAGGUUUAUUGUCUUAUUGCAAUGUAGACCACAGCAUUGUGUUCUUAUUAGGGACCCAGACAUGACACAGUUAUAAGGAAAGCUCUAGACUUUGCCCAUUGAAGCAGGUUGUGAUUUAAUAGGCUACACACAUCUGAAGAGGUUUCUGAACUGUGCAACAAAUGCAGUUUGCAUUAAUUGUGUAUUGAUACCUGUAAUACCAGAGAGUUGUUAGCCUUUUUUAAAAGAAAUGUGAAAAUAACUUGUAAAUCUAAAAAAGUAAUAAAUAACAUGGACGAUUCA
Molecule: messenger RNA, 1783 nt
Organism: Perca flavescens (yellow perch)
Lineage: Eukaryota; Metazoa; Chordata; Actinopteri; Perciformes; Percidae
Product: ras-related protein Rab-5C
Exons: 6
Coding region: 321-986 (221 amino acids)
Molecular function (GO): GTPase activity; GTP binding
Source: RefSeq, a predicted model, not a curated record